Molecule: messenger RNA, 1527 nt
Organism: Colletotrichum graminicola M1.001
Lineage: Eukaryota; Fungi; Ascomycota; Sordariomycetes; Glomerellales; Glomerellaceae
Product: methionine permease
Exons: 2
Coding region: 1-1527 (508 amino acids)
Biological process (GO): amino acid transmembrane transport
Cellular component (GO): membrane
Molecular function (GO): L-amino acid transmembrane transporter activity
Source: RefSeq, a predicted model, not a curated record
AUGAAUACCAUUGACAACACAGAGCGUCAGCCUCUACUUCCUACGGCGUCUCGCCCGCUAUCGACUUUUGCGGUCCCCAGCGGCAAGGGCCCGAGAUGUCAAGUAGGAGGGACGCCUGAAGAGAAUAUCGUCACAGAGAGUGUGCUUCCAUCUAGAUCGAUGGAGGAUGACGUGCUUCCAGAGGCAUCACCACUUGGCCGCACGUUGACUUGGCAGAGUGUAUACAUCCUUGUCAUCUCCAGAGUCAUAGGCAGCGGUAUUUUUGCUACCCCAGGCGCAAUCCUUCGUUCUGUCGGGAGUCCCGGACUUUCACUCGUCCUCUGGGUCGUUGGUGCCAUUGUUGCUGCUUGUGGGCUUAUGGUCUCGCUUGAAUUUGGCUCGAUGCUUCCGCGAUCUGGAGGCGACAAAGUCUAUUUGGAGUUUACCUAUCGCCGACCGCGAUUUUUAGCAUCGACACUUAUCGCCGUCCAGGUUGUUCUGCUGGGAUUUACAGCAAGCAACUGUGUUGUUUUCAGCGAGUACUUGCUGUUUGCACUUGGCGGCGAGAAUCCGACCGAGCUCCUACGGAAGGGACUUGCGGUUGCACUACUCACCGCAGUAACUCUCAUUCACGGUUGUUUUCCACGUUUCGGUGUUAAGUUGCAAAACUUUCUAGGAUGGAUCAAAGUAGGAUUGGUGGUUUUCAUGAUAUUCUCUGGGCUGUAUGUCGUCCUACUCCGACCAUCCACAGAAUCAACCCGGGUAACAUCCACCACCCUCUCGUGGGAAGAUAUGUGGGAGGAUACAAACUGGAAUUGGGGGGUUAUUGCAACUUCUCUCUUCAAGGUAUUCUAUUCCUACUCUGGUCUCGACAACGCCAACUAUGUCCUGAACGAGGUCAAAGACCCCGUGCGGACUCUGCGGUCGGUGACAAUGGCAGCCUUGACAACUUCUUGCGGACUUUAUGCCCUUAUAAAUGUAGCUUAUUUUCUUGUUGUGCCGGUUGAAGACAUCAAGAAUAGUGGCGAGCUCAUCGCAGCUCUAUUCUUCUCCCGUAUAUUUGGGGAGGCAAUUGGCAAGACUGUUCUUCCGUUAGCCGUUGCGCUGAGUGCCGGAGCUAAUGUACUUGUUGUCACCUUCUCAGCGGCUCGUACCAAACAAGAAAUUGCGAGACAAGGCUUCCUCCCAUUCUCAGAAAUACUAUCAUCGACAAGACCGUUUAAUUCACCUUUGGGUGGACUAGUGAUCCACUACAUUCCAUCAUUUCUGGUAAUAACUCUUCCUCCCUCAGGAGAAGUUUACUCUUUCAUUCUGGAAGUCGAAGGAUACCCAGGGCAGUUCCUAGCACUAGCUGUUGGGGCAGGCCUCUUGUGGUUACGUGUGAAACGACCUGAAAUCAAGAGACCCUUUAAAGCUUGGAUACCAGCAGUGUUUUUACGGAUUGGGCUUAGUUUGGCUCUUCUCACUGCACCAUUCUUUCCACCUAGCACCAAGCCAAGUAAUGGUAUGUUCUAUGCAACUUACGCAGUUGUUGGAACAAGCAUGUGA